UCAAUAAUGGCGGAUUACCAGUCGCCGCGAGCAGAAAAGAGCAGCUCCAGCGCAAUGAAGAGAAAGAAGAAGAGAAAGCUUAUGGAUUUGGAGAAGAAGCACGAGGAAAUGGCUUCGAAAUCAUCUCGUAUACGUCAAUCAGACGGUUUUGUAAAUGAAUCAAUAGAAGAAGAUAUGGAAACAACAACGGAGUUGCUCCAGGAUUCCAUUCCAUGGAGAAAUUUGCAGCUAGUUUUAUCAUUACAGAAGAAGACUAUCGAUAUUGAAAAAAAGGUGGAGCUGGCACAUAAGUUCGUAAAAUUGAGUUCAAGUCAAGUAGCAGAUGACACAACCCAGUCGUCAGAAGCUGUUAGCUUUGAAAGAGCAAUUAUUUUUCUCAACAAUUGGGUCCAGUCAACAUUAAUCUCUUCAGAAAAAGAAAUUAGGGUUGAAGUGCUUAAGCCUCAGUAUGGUGUAAGUGGGUCUUGUUUAGAUUAUAGAUGCUGGGAAAUUUUAAAGUUCUGCCUGGAGGAGGGUACGAAACUACAUGUUUCAAUGAGCUUUGCUCGGGACAUCUUAAAAGUUCUUCAAUGCAUCGCCAGGAACAUGGAAAUCAAGGAUUUGAAUGAUGAUGAAGUGACAUUAUAUGAUACAAUGCUUGAUUGCGUUUCAGCCAUUUUCACAUCACAUGGUGGGGUUUCCAAUGAAAGUUUGGAUUUGUGGAUUUUGCUGGUUGACACUUUACUUGAGCUUGUUUUGGAAAUUAUUACCAGCAAACUUGACUGUAGCAAAACGGGCACAAUCAUCUUGAAUUGGACAUGCUUAGUGCUUCAGCCAUUCACCAAGUUUUUGAGGCUUCAUCCUAACCGGAAAAACGGUUUUCAUGAUUUUGUGGAUCGGCUUUUGGAACCUUUGCUGUGCCUGCUGCAUGUGUUACCCCCUUCUGUUCUUGCCAGUAAAUCUGCUUGGAUGAGUAAAUUAUUGAAGUUAAUUGAAGAAGUUUUGACUCAGGGAUUGUUUCAUCCCUCACACAUUGAUGGAUUUUUGACCUUACAGAGCUUAGCUAAGUAUAAACUCUCUGAUGAUGGGAAGCCAAAAGACUCGAAAACAGUUAUCAAAAGUUAUCACAGACACUUGUUUGAUAGGCUGGGAAGGAUAGCGGUGGAGAAGAAAGCCUUGGCGUUAUUUGGUGAAGGGGGGCUUUUUCGCUUGUAUGUCCGCUGUAUCAAAAGACAAGAAGGUGUAGAAGUGACUGAAGGUUGUAGCAAAUUAACUGAUGAUUUUUCAGGUGAAAUGUUUAAAAGGUCCUCUGGUAGCCAUAAUGAACUUCAUCAUGUAUCUGCUUUAAAUGCGGAGAUUCGGAAGUCGCUAUUUGAUUUCUUUGUACAGAUUAUGGAGCCUUUCUUAGGUGACAUUGAUGCGUACCUUCAAGAUGAAGUGGAAGUAGGAUCCGUGUUGGAAGAUGUUCAUUGCACACUCAAAUCAACCAACUCAGUUCUUGUCAGCUUAAUGCAAGAGAAAGUAUAUGUAAGGGUAGAUGACACAUCUGAAGGGGCUUGUGCUAAUUUCUUGAAACUAAUCUGUGAUAAAAUAAGCUUACUUUCUGCCAAAGUAGGUCAGUUAGUGCCAUCAACUUUUGAUGUAAAUAGUGGAACAUGCAAGGAGUUGGUGGAGGUGGUAGCGAAAGAGCUUAUUUUAUGCUUACACUAUUUACUGGAAAUUGAUUAUGAGGUUCUUGGGAGUGAUCUAGAAAGUUUGUGGCUUUUGAUGUUCUCAUAUGGGACCCUUGGACACCCUUCGACUGACUUGCAGGAUAAGUUGGUGGUAAUUCCAGAAAUACUUCAUCUUGGAUGCCACAUGAUCAACCUUUACAGCGAGCUUCGUCAGGUGGGUACUUCUGUUUUUGCACUCUGUAAAGCAAUCAGAUGUAUGGUAUCAUCUGUAAGAGACAUUGAAGCCGAUCAUUCCGAAUCUUGGAGAUCCUAUCACGAGUCAUGGACAAAGUCAUUGCGAUUGAUAAUAUGCUCACCAGAGUUGAGGCUUUCUAUUCAUAAUGCUGUAAAGUCCAUACCGGAAGGGCAAGUAAGUUUGUCUAUUCGAGAAUUAGCUACUGAUCUCUCUAAAUCCCUUGAAUGGAUGAAGGGUAAUAGUCCAUUGUCUACUGAAAGUGGUUUAGAAAAUUCAUGUGAAGAUGGUUCUAGCUCUUCGUGCUUCCAUUUGAAAGCAGAAGUUCUUGGUAGCGGUUUAUCCGAAGUGUAUGCUUUAGUUCUGGAUUCGCUAAUGGUCACUACUGGUAACAGUAGUCUUGUUGGAGUUUCUCUAAAUGCUUUGAUGACGGUAAUCCGUCCUAGUAUGAGCAUUUUGAUUACACAACCAAGGGAUGGAGUUUAUGAGUUUCUGUCUGUAGUUUUUGGAAGGAAGUUCUCCAAUCAAGUCAGAUGCAAAGAUGAAACAUUGCCUGCUCAUUGGCUUUUUCUUUUCUUUUUUCGUUUGUAUAUGUCCUGUAGAAGCUCAUACCGUCAGGCAGUCAGUCUUGCACCUCCAGCUACAUCUGAAAAGAUGUCAAAAGAGAUGCGAGAUUCCUCUACAGCUUAUUCUGGAAAUGAUUGGUUGGAGAAGACGGAAAAGGACAAAGGCUAUUUUUCUUGGAUCGUCAAGCGUCCAGCUUCUCUUCUUCUCACUAUAGAAGCAAUUUCAGGCAUUUGUUCUAAAGAAAGCUUGUCAGAUCUUUCCCCUCUAACGUACGUUAUGAAUGCUAUGACUCUUCAGAGGCUUGUUGACUUGAAUAGGCUGAUCAAUUCAUUCGAGUUUUUGCUCAAGAGGAAUGAGAUGAUAAUUGCCAAGGCUAACAAAGAGGAUGGUACUUACAGUAAACAAAAUAAACGGUUGCGGAAGUGCCUUACAAAGUUAGCAGAAGAGGCAACAGGUCUUACAAGUUUUAUGAUGGGACACCUCUCUUUAUUGAGUAAAUGCCAGCCGAAUUAUCCAUCAGCAGAAGAUGAAUGGAAUUUUGCUGUUGCUGCAAUAGAUAAGAAGUCAUUGCCUUCUGCAUUUUGGUACAUUAUUUGCCAGAAUAUUGAUAUUUGGAGUACCCAUGCAGCUAAGAAGAAAUUGAAGAUGUUUCUCUCACUUCUUCUUCAAAAUUCUCUUCCACACCUAGGCAGCAAUUUCAAGCAAUUUGGAGAGCUCAAUGCCAAUAAAGCUGGAGGCUUGAAGACAGUCACACCACGUGAAAUCUCAUUGGAGCUUCUAAGCAACACAAUGUUAUAUGAGGAAAAAUUUGUGCGGAGGCAUAUGGCAUCAAGGUUUUGCCGGUUCCUUGACGAGUUGGUGUCACCAUUAUUUAGCAAUGGAGUAGAUAUUGAAUUGCAAUCACAACCUAAUUGGCCUGAGGUUUUAAGUUCUCUUACAAUCCCAUCAGUUGUUUCAAACAUUAUCAAUGUGGUGAAUGAUGGUUCUUCAAGGGAACCAUCAUUUUCCCUCUCCAUCAGGAAAAGCUGCAGUGAGCAAGAAGUUGAUCUAUCAAGUAGGAUGAUGUAUACAAUCUGUCAAAGUUCACUCAAUUUUCUCUGUUGGAUGCCGAGACGAUGUAUAAGUUCUAAAUCAUUCUCUCUCUAUGCAACUUGUAUCUUAAACCUUGAAAGGCUUUUAGUUGGCACUUUGUUGGGUAAUAAUGACGCUCCUUCAUUGAAUGACCAGUAUGAGCUCCUACAGCUCCUCCUUUGCUGCCGCAAAACCCUGAAACAUCUGAUGGUUACAUUUUGCGAAGAGAAUAUGGAAGUCAGUCAAAAGUCACUUGGUGCCAUACACUUUGGAGGCGAGUUUCCUGCUUUGUGGCUUUUAAAGUCGUUACUCUCAGUGCAGCAUGCAUUUUCUAAAGAUGGUGACGCCCAUGUGAAGGAUAUGAUGUUCUCGCUGAUGGAUUACACAUCAUAUGUGUUUUUGACACUCAUCAAGGGUAGUCUUACCCAUGCAAGUCAUUAUCUUAUAUCUGCUAGGGAAGCUUUUCCACAGAAGGCUGUAUCUGGUUUUGAUCAAGAAGAUAGUGGUCAUUCUAGGUCUAGUUCUUGCUUGGAUCAAUCAGAAAGAAUCGAUGCAUGCAACUUUAUGAUCCAUGUAGCUGAGGCAUUAAAAGAUCAAUCACAAGUUAUGAUUACCUCUAAAAAGGAAACCAUUUAUUGUGGAACAGCAAGAGGCUUUGCGGAUGUUUAUAAUCUUCAGAAGCUUUCAUCUAUUAUUUCUUGCUUUCAGGGAUUUUUGUGGGGCCUCUCAUCUACACUAUGCCAUAUGGACACACAGAAUAGUAAUCUUAAAGCCAUAUUUCUUAGAAGAAAUUUUGAACCGGUUGACAAAUUAAAACUCUGCAUAGAUUCGUACACAACUUUUAUAAACAAUUUUUUGUGCGAGUUGAUUCUUCAAGAUGAUAAGGGACUUAAAAUUUUAUCAGAUUCUCAAGCUUCUCCAGUGAGGCUAUGUAAUGAAGACUUGUUGGUGGCGAAGGCUUCUUCUGUAGUUUCUCCUGACAGUUUUGACAUAUCGGAUCAUAGAGAGGCAAAGACCUCUAAAGUCUUGGAGAAGAGGUUCAGUUUAGAAAAUGUUGAUAUGGGCAGCAUGUAUCUAAAUAACUCCUUUUUGCGCAGCCUUGUAGACGGAGAAAAUCUUGAAGCCGCAUUUUUCCUCAGACAGCUAUUUAUUGCCUAUUCAGCCUUGCUUAGGCUGAAUUUACAGAUAAAGACUUCCUUGUCGUUAAACUUGGUAAAUACGUUUAUAGGCAUUUCAGAAAUUUUGUUACUGGAGUUCUCAAACAACACGGGAACAUUAUCACAAUUUACUUUCGUAUUCUUGGAUGGAAUUGGAAAGUUUCUUGAAGAAUUCGCAAACCAUCUUUCUUUAACUAAUCCCACCUUGCCAAUAAAUGUCUAUGCAAGAUUUAUUGAUUUGCACUUGAAGGCCAUUGGGAAAUGCAUUUCAUUACAAGGAAAAGUUGCGACUCUAGAAUCUCACGAGACUGAAUCAAGUAUGAAGACUAUGAAUGGUCCACUUGGGUUCUCUGAAUGUGCAUAUUCUAGUGGUCCUUCUAGCUUAGAUGAACUCAAAAGCAGGUUAAGGAUGUCAUUCAAAGUUUUUGUCAGAAAACCAUCAGUGUCAUACAUAUCCUCUGCAGUGCAGUCUAUUAAAAAGGCGCUGAUUGGGCUGCAGAAAGGCUCCAUGGUAAAUUAUCAAAUAUAUACUGGGAGUUCAGGCGGAGGAGAAGUUUCUUCAGUUGUUGCAGCCGGCAUUGAUUGUUUUGAUUUAGUUCUUGAAGCCAUUACAGGGCGGAAGAACCUGAGCACAGUCAAAAUGGAUAUCUUGGGUUCAGUUUCUUGCCUCUUCAACAUUAUUACGCAUUUACAGGGCCCAGGAAUCUUUUACAAGGAUCCCGUUUUGGAUAUACAUUAUUGUGCUGAUCCGGAUCCAGGAUCUGUUGUUCUUAUGUGUAUUGAAGUACUCACAAAAGUGUCAGGAAAACAUGCUCUUUAUCAAAUGGAUGCAUGCUAUGUAGCACAAGCACUGAGUAUUCCGGCUACACUUUUCCAGAAUAUUCUCCACCAUAGAACAUCUGAAGCUUCUGCUCAAUCUGCUUUCCUGAUGUUCUCUGAUACAGAAACUAAGAAUGAGAGCAUGAACGCCAAGCUUUUCGAUCGACAAUAUUCAAUUGAACUAUAUGCAGCUUGUUGCCGGAUGUUGUACACUUUCCUUAGGCAUCACAAAAGGGAAAGUUUACAGCACAUUGCGCUACUUCAAGCUUCUGUUUCUGUUCUUCUUCAUUGUUUGGAGAUGGUAAACAAUGAGCAAGAUGGGCGAAAAAGCUGUGUUGUAUGGGGGGUACAAGAGGGAGCAAAAUGUGGUGCUUUUCUUCGAAGAAUUUAUGAAGAGAUACGACAACAAAAAGAUGUUCUUGGUCAGUAUUGUCGCCUGUUUUUAUCCAGUUACAUAGUGGUGUAUUCAGGAUGUGGUCCCCUGAAAGUUGGCAUCAAGAGGGAAGUCGAUGAAGCUUUGAGACCAGGUGUUUAUGCUUUGGUAGAUGCUUGCUCACCAGAUGAUCUGCAGUAUAUCCAUACCGUUUUAGGAGAGGGUCCAUGCAGAAACACUUUGGCAAAUCUACAACACGAUUACAAAUUGAAUUUCCAGUACGAAGGAAAAGUGUAACCGGAUGCUUCUGGAUGUUUUCUUCUCGGUAAGUCGAUUUGCAUUACUUUAUAUGGUAAGAUUACACAAAUGAUAUCUAUUAGACAUCCAAUGACUGUAGCUGCAUCUAUUAAUCUUCUUGAAACCCAACCGGAUUGUAGAUUGUUAUGUUAGGCAACAGAAGACCGAUUGUCAAACGGGUUUUUACCCAUAGGCCACGUUAACAACCCCCUCCCCCUCCAACAACAAAAAAAACCCUCGUAUAUCAGGAUGUGACAAGAGGGUGUUCCAACGUGAGAUAUAGCAUAGGGUCCAAAUUUAUGGAGCUGAAUACACAUACCCAAUUACAUACGUUUUAACCUUUAGCCCUGUUGUAAUGUUACAAGAAUCAUUCAAUUUAAGUGAAUUUUAUAUGUUAAUCUGUCAUUUUAAGACAUUCUUGUGGUUCUAUUCGUCAAACGGGGUUUUUAGGGUUCCAAUUGGGUUUGUUUCAUUACAUUUGGUAUUGACAUGAUACAGAUAAUGUAAUGUUGUUAAACAUACAUGAAUCAAUUUUUAUAAAUAUAUAGGUUGACAAUUGUUUUAAAUUUAUGAAAUGUUUGUUUGUAUGGGAUAUGAUCAAAUAGUGAGGAAACCAUAGAAACAUGA
This is a messenger RNA of Cynara cardunculus var. scolymus (artichoke), 6795 nucleotides long. RefSeq lists its product as uncharacterized. The transcript is spliced from 10 exons. Gene Ontology annotation, cellular component: nucleolus. Lineage: Eukaryota; Viridiplantae; Streptophyta; Magnoliopsida; Asterales; Asteraceae. Gene Ontology annotation, biological process: ribosome biogenesis. The record is from RefSeq and is a predicted model, not a curated record. The coding region runs from base 7 to 6168 and encodes 2053 amino acids.